AUGAAGAGAAACGAGAUUGACCUCACUGAGGAAUUAAGAAAGCAAGGGUGGGAAAACUAUUUUCAAAGACUCUAUGGUCCAAUCUACACCUAUCUGGUCAAGGAAUUAUGGAGAAUUGCAUAUUCAGACGACCACUACAUCGUCUCUCAUGUUCUGAGGGUGAAGAUGGUUAUCACUGAGAAAUCCAUAGCCAACCUUCUGAAUAUGGAGAAGACAGGAGGAAGAAGAAUUUAUAACAUCAACCCUAGGGCAAAAUACAUGUCCCAGGAGAUUAUCCCAACAAUCUUCAAACAAAAUAUUGAGCGAAACUCAUCUAAGAACAAGCUAGAAUCUAAGAGUCUAGCUGAAGAUCAUUCUGGGAACUAUUCAUCAUCGCCCAGCAUCGAACUUGCUCACGCCCUCUCCGCCCAAAACAAACCUGAACCAAAAACCAAUAUUCCUUCACCAUCUGAACAACCACCAACACCUCCAUCUGAACCACACAUAGAAACUCCAACUGAAAACCCCAUUACUCAUCAAUCUAAACCUCUAACUGAAAACAUUCCAACACCACUAGCACCUACAUCUCCCACCUCUGAACCUGAACCCACUUUUACCACCCUGGAAGAGGCAGUAGCCUUAUUUGCUGAGUCUUCAGUAGAGAAGAUCAGAUCGCUAUCUAAAAACUCUAGAAUUAGUGAUGAUCCCUCUGCAGUGAGGAUUCACUGGAAUAGAGUGAUCAGAUGGAUGACAUAUGAGGCUUUCAAGUUGAAAAGCCUCUCUGAACAAGUCCGAAACGACUUCAUUAGAGAAGCUGGAGAGAGGUUGCAGGACCGUCUGGUCAGAGAGGCAGAAGAGAGAGCUCGCAGAGAAGCUGAAGAAAAAGCUCGCCUGGAAGAAAAAGAAAUAGCAAGAGAAGCUACAGAAAAGGCCAUCGCUGAGGCUGCUGCUGCUGCUGAAGCUGAAGCCAAAGCCAAGCCAGAUGCUGAAGAAGCAGCACACAUAGCUGUGGAAGAAGCUGCCGAGGCUAACUUUGAUUUCGCUCCUCUAGUGUUGAAGACUCUGGAAGAGCUACAGAAAGAGCAACAUAUUAUGCAAGCAAGAUUGGAUCAACAGGACUCGGUCAACUCCAACAUUCAGAACCCGCUGACUCAGUUGCUUCAGAGGAUGCCGCCUCCUCUGAACCCUUAG
Molecule: messenger RNA, 1170 nt
Organism: Lathyrus oleraceus (garden pea)
Lineage: Eukaryota; Viridiplantae; Streptophyta; Magnoliopsida; Fabales; Fabaceae
Product: eukaryotic translation initiation factor 4 gamma-like
Exons: 2
Coding region: 1-1170 (389 amino acids)
Source: RefSeq, a predicted model, not a curated record